Salvia hispanica is the source of this 884-nucleotide messenger RNA. The record is from RefSeq and is a predicted model, not a curated record. Lineage: Eukaryota; Viridiplantae; Streptophyta; Magnoliopsida; Lamiales; Lamiaceae.
AGGCUGGACGGGUUUGCCGACAAUUUAACCGCUACCAGCGUAUUCCUGAGUAUCAUGAUAGGAUGCUAAAGAAUGCCGGACAUUUGUGUAAAAGUCACCGUCGUGGGAUGAAGGGCGCUGAUUGGGCAAAGAAACAUAAAUUGUACAUUGAUGAGUGGGAUAUGAGACACGAGAGGUUCCAAUCAACUUUUGACCAUGCAACGGCGGGCAUGGAAGGUCGCAUUAAUCCGGGCUAUAUGGCGUGGUACAAUAGGAUCACGGUGUCAUACCUAACUCAACCUGGGACACAGUCUACGGCUGGGAUGAACGAGUCAGCCUCUUCUAUGAAAGUGUUGGUUGAGAUGGCUCAGGGGAUAUGGCAUUUGACCUCUGAACAUGACACCGAUCCUCGGUUACGGCAGAUUCGGGAAAUGGUUGCCGAGGGUCUUCGUGCGACAGGUAAUACUGAUGUGAUGGAGUAUCCCACGUCGCAACGGCGAGAUGUGGUCAUGCCGACACGCCCACCGACUUCUAUUCGUCAUGGAGUGCCGGGUGUUCGGGUAGGUGGACACCGGUAUACACGACAGUAUAGGUUGUCGCAGCCGCAACAGCCGCAGCCUGAGUAUGCGGAACCAGAGCCACUGAGUCCAGAGUACGAUCCCCCCAGUUGGUCUGUCUACCCAGGGUCACAGUCCCAGAUGAGUGGUUCAAGCCACGACUACUCGCAAUGGGGAACACGAUUGUCAUGUGAUUCAUUCUUCGACGCUGGUACUGAUUGGGAUGCAGCUAGAGCACGACGUGAUCCAUAUUUCCAGAAUUACCAAUUUGUGGCUUCUGUGAGGGAAGAAGAGGGCCAGCAAGAACAUGGACAGGAAGAAGAGGGCGAAGAAGAACGAAGAAGAUGA